This is a messenger RNA of Rattus rattus (black rat), 484 nucleotides long. RefSeq names its product protein PRRC2C-like. The coding region runs from base 64 to 441 and encodes 125 amino acids. Gene Ontology annotation, biological process: cell differentiation. Lineage: Eukaryota; Metazoa; Chordata; Mammalia; Rodentia; Muridae. The transcript has a single exon. The record is from RefSeq and is a predicted model, not a curated record.
AGCUGUCCUGCCCAAGUAAGCCAGCCUUUCAGAGGGUUAAUCCCUGCUGGAACGCAGCAUGGCAUGAUGGCAACCACAGGAAAAAUGUCUGAAAUGGAACUAAAAGCCUUUGGGAGUGGCACUGAUAUCAAACCAGGAACACCACCAAUUGGUGGUCGAAGCACCACGCCAACAUCUAGUCCAUUCAGGGCUACAUCAACAAGUCCAAACAGCCAGUCUAGCAAAAUGAACAGCAUUGUUUAUCAGAAACAGUUCCAGUCAGCCCCUGCCACAGUGAGAAUGGUACAGCCGUUUCCUGCACAGUUUGCACCCCAGAAGAGAGCUGUGGGAAAAGGACUCAGCCACAAGACAUUUGGUCCUAGGUGUUGGCAAAGCAGAGAGCAGAGGUUCUUCGGUCCACACAGCGGUUCUUCUCUGAGCAGCAACAGAGCAAACGGAUAGGAGGCAAAGCCCAGAAAGUGGACAGUGAUACAAGUAAACCUGA